Molecule: messenger RNA, 1546 nt
Organism: Odocoileus virginianus texanus
Lineage: Eukaryota; Metazoa; Chordata; Mammalia; Artiodactyla; Cervidae
Source: RefSeq, a predicted model, not a curated record
AUGGGUGGCGGCCGUUGUUGGCACUCAGCGCUACAGGGGCAGCCCAGCCCCCUGACAGCAGGGGAGCCCCAUGAGCCCCACGGCCCCCCGCUCCCAGCUGAGCGGACCGUCUCCCCCACCCGUGACAUGCCCCCGCCUUGCACUGGAUCCGGGACGACCACCACGGGAGACACAGAAGUCCUGCCACACCCUGUAGAAGCUCCGCUCCAGCACCAGCACCGCAGCGACGGUGGCCAGCGCACCCUGGGUACAGCCUGUCCAGGGACGCGCCGACGAGACCUGUUCACGUAUGGGGCCGUGGUCCACUACUCGUGCCGAGGGAGCCGCAGUCUCGUGGGCAACAGCAGCAGAACCUGCCAGGAGGACAGUCACUGGAGCGGAGCCCUGCCCCACUGCACAGGAAAUAACCCUGGAUUUUGCAGUGAUCCAGGGACCCCAGCCCAUGGGUCCCAGCUUGGAGAGGAGUUUAAGGCCAAGAGCCUCCUCUACUUCUCCUGUGAAAUGGGCUACCAGCUUCGGGGCUCGGCCGAGUGGACGUGUCUGCUCAACGGGUCCUGGUCAGGACUGCAGCCCGUGUGCGAGGCUGUGUCCUGUGGGAACCCGGGGACGCCCGCCCACGGCAGGAUCGUCAGCAGCGACGGCAUGCUGUUCUCAAGCUCCGUGGUCUACACGUGCUGGGACGGCUACAGGACCUCAGGGCUGACCACGCGCCACUGCACCGCCAACGGAACCUGGACCGGCACGGCCCCCGACUGCACGCUCAUCAGCUGUGGAGACCCAGGGACCCUGGCUAACGGCAUCCAAUUCGGGACCGAUUUCACCUUCAACAAGACGGUCAGCUACCAGUGUAACCCCGGCUACACCAUGGAGCCCGCCACGUCCCCCACCAUCCGCUGCACCAAGGACAGUGCCUGGAAUCACAGCAAACCAACCUGCAAAGCCAUCACAUGCGGCCAGCCUCCUCCGGUCCAGGAUGGGAAGGUGGAAGGAACGGACUUCCGCUGGGGUGCCAGCAUCAGCUACAGCUGCACCCACGGCUUCCAGCUCUCCCAGCCCGCCAUCCUCUCCUGUGAAGGCCGAGGGGUCUGGAGAGGCGAGGUCCCCCAGUGCCUGCCUGUGUUCUGUGGGGACCCCGGCACCCCUGCGGAGGGGCGCCUCAGUGGCAAAAGCUUCACCUACAGAUCCGAAGUCUUCUUCCAGUGCAAGUCCCCCUUCCUCCUGGUGGGGUCGUCCCGGAGAGUCUGCCAGGCAGACGGCACCUGGAGUGGCGUCCAGCCCACCUGCAUUGAUCCUGCUCAUAACACCUGCCCAGACCCUGGUACUCCAUAGUUUGGAAUACAGAAGAGUUCAGGAGGAUAUGAGGUAUUCCAUUUUUAUUUUACUACGUUUUUCUCUAUGUGAAAGUGUAAUUGAUACUUAAAUACACACGUGUUUAUGUAGCAUAUCUGACUCAUCUUACAUUUGCCCAAAUAUAGUCCAUUCAGAAAGAGGAUUUCUGCUUAUUAUGUUAACUGUUAGAACUGAGACAACUGUAUCUGAUUCACAU